Messenger RNA from Grosmannia clavigera kw1407, 795 nucleotides. RefSeq names its product ubiE/COQ5 methyltransferase. NCBI's taxonomy places the organism in Eukaryota, Fungi, Ascomycota, Sordariomycetes, Ophiostomatales, Ophiostomataceae. The record is from RefSeq and is a predicted model, not a curated record. The transcript has a single exon. Bases 1 to 795 code for a protein of 264 amino acids.
AUGAAGCGCACGGCGGAAAAGGACGGGGCGUUUCUGUUGCCGCACCUCCGGAAGACGGACCACAUCCUCGACGUCGGCUGUGGCCCUGGCAGCAUCACAGCCGGCUUUGCCCAGUACGUGCCCGAGGGCACCGUGGUGGGCGUGGACAUCUCGGCCGAGGUGCUGGCACGGGCGACACAGCGCGCGGCCGAGCUGGGCCUCGCGACCUCGGGCCCGGGUUCGGUCAGCUUUCAGCAGGCCGACGUGCUGGCAGGUCUGCCGUACGCGGACGACACCUUUGACGCGGUCUACUGCUCGCAGGUGAUCCCACACCUGGCACCGCUGGACCACGCGCGGCGGGCCGUGGCCGAAAUGCGGCGGGUGCUGAAGCCGGGCGGCGUGCUGGCAUCGCGCGACGGCACCGAGACGCUCUUCUAUCCACGCCAUCUCGACCUGGGCCGGCUGUGGGUGGAGAAUAACAAGCGGGUGAUUCGGACCGGCGCGCCGGCCGAGCAGGACAUCUCGGGCGCGUCUGUGCCGGGGCUCUUCCGCAGCGCCGGUUUCGGUGCCGACAACGAGACUAAGAUUUCUAUUGGCGCCUCGACCUGGGUGCAGUCGAGCCGACAGGAACGCCAGUGGUUGGCUUGGCGGGCUUCGGGACAGCUGCAGCCCGGCGACCCGUUCCGACAGAGCUGGCUGGACGCUGGCAUCACUGAGGCGGAGAUUGAGGAGACGCUGGCGGCCGUCCGGCAAUGGGCCGAGAUGGACGACGCCUGGAUGAUCGCGCUGCAGACCGAGACCCUUGGAUGGAAGUAG